Molecule: messenger RNA, 2418 nt
Organism: Aureobasidium subglaciale EXF-2481
Lineage: Eukaryota; Fungi; Ascomycota; Dothideomycetes; Dothideales; Saccotheciaceae
Exons: 3
Coding region: 1-2418 (805 amino acids)
Cellular component (GO): cytoplasm
Source: RefSeq, a predicted model, not a curated record
AUGAGGCUCGCUGCCUAUGCUGGAACGUCCGCGCUGGUGGCAGCCGGUGCUUUACUGAAGGCUUUCCACCAGCGACCCAAUUUCUAUUCGGCCACCGUCUACCUGUCACAGAGCAACGCCUGUGUUCUUAUUCUUACGAACCUCGCUCUGGUUACGGCCUGCAGCUUCAUCUAUGGCCUCCAGCGUCUCUUCUACGGGCCCCUCCGCCCCAUCGAGAUCGAGCACCUCUCGGAGAAGGCCUGGUAUGCCGUUCUCGACACACUCCUGGCCAUGCCCUCGCUUAGGGACGAGGUUGGAGGCUGGAUGCUUGCUGUCUUUGUCCUUCUACUGGCUGGCAAGGUCUGGAGCUGGAUCGGCGAAGGUCGUGUCGAUAUCCUGGAGCAGCAACCGCCACAGAACCCUCGUCUGUUCCACAUACGUCUCGCUUCAUCGCUACUCGUAUCUUUCGCCUUCAAUGCAGCUAUGCUUCGAUACUGCAUCGCAAACGUUAGAGACGAUCCGCGCCCUGGUAUGAUGGUCAUCUUUACCUUCGAAUUCGCCAUCCUCUGGAUCUUUUCUUUCUUCACCUUGUCGCGCUACCUUCUAUCUUUGUUCGAAGCACGUAUACUCAAGCAACAGACAAAGGCCAAGAUGGACGAGAGGAGGGCUGAAAUACGUACCGAAAGAGAGCGUCUCGAGCGAGAGCGCGAAGAGUCCACUGAUCCCGAGAGCUUACCUCCCUUGCCCAGCGAAGAGGAUGUCGACGAGAACGAGAUCGACGUUCCGGGCUGGGAAGAGAAGCGCCGAUGGCUGUUUGGUCUAGAGCUUGCUAUAGAUUUCAUCAAGCUCAUUGUCUACACCGUCUUCUUCGGCAUCUCUUUGACCUUCAUGGGACUGCCCAUGCAUAUCAUUCGCGACGUCUAUUUGACUUUUGCAUCCUUCGUCAAGCGCGUCCAGGACUACAACAACUAUCGCAAGGCCACUCAGAAUAUGAACAGUCGUUACCCGGAUGCUACCAGCGAGGAGUUGGCCAACGACAAUACCUGCAUCGUCUGCAGAGAAGUCAUGGUGCCAUGGGUUCAGCCCGAUGCUGCAGGGGCCCCCAGGCCUAGUGUCACGAACGAGGGUAUGCGCGCCAAGAAGCUGCCAUGUGGCCAUAUCCUUCAUUUGCGCUGCCUCAAGGCUUGGUUGGAGCGACAGCAAGCCUGUCCAACGUGUCGUCGCCCGGUCAUUCCUACUGGCGCUUCCGUUACCGAUCGUCCAGGUGCCGGUAACCAGAAUGCUGGUGGCGCUGCUAAUGGUGGCGUACAGCAAGGUGGUAAUGCUCAAGCUGGUGUUCCUAAUGUAGGUAACGCCAACGUCAAUCGUCCAGCUCAGCCCAGACUGCGGAUGCUCAAUCUUGGCCCGAUCCGCAUUGGAGUGUACAAUGGACCCGCCAAUCGUGUGCAAGAUGCGCUGAAUCAAAGACGAGCACAAGACAAUGGUAACGCUGCUGGCAGCGCAGUUCCUGGAAUUGGAGGAAUGGCCGGAGUCAGAUCACAGGACACUCAGAUCCAACUUCUUCAGGUUGAGGAGCGAUUGAUGCAGGAAGCUCGUCGUUUGCAAGUCGAACAGGCUCAGCUCGCAACGGUGCGCGCUUUGGAAGUAGAAUUGGCAAGACUGCGCGCCCACCACAGCAACAACCCAGUCGGAGGUGGCGCACCUGGCCCAUCAGCUGGUGCAACGUCCAAUCCCUUCCCAGCCUUCAACACGAUGGGUCCAGGCACUGGAUUUGCACCACCACAGGCAUUUCAACCUGGCCCUGGACAGGCACCGAUGACGCAGGGACACGAGGGACUACCGCCCGGUCUUGUGUUACCUGAAGGCUGGACGCUCGCGCCUCUUCACAGAGUCGAGGGUACUGCUCAGCUUGGUGGGACCAUGCCACAGACACAGACACAAUCUCCAGCACCUACGCCUACAGUAGUAGUACCGGCGCCCGACGUCGUAAGUCCGCAGGAAGGAGCAGAGCAACAGGUAGCCUCGAGCAUCUUGGAGAACAUCGCUGCCAAUCAAUCGGUCGAGCAAAGCACACAUGAAUUUAUGACACAAGCCGGAUCGGCUGAACACAAUGGGGACAUUGCGGUACCGCCAGCCCUACAGGGUGUUUCUACUUUGGACCAAGCUGAACAAGAGCCUUCGAGUGUCAGCAAUCUGAUUGAUACUGCCGAGCCAGCUUCUGUUGAGGCUCCUGUUGAAGUCUCAGUGGACGCUUCAUCACAAUCCAAGCCCAGCGUACCAGCAACUCAUCCUCCUGGGUGGGGAGAGAGCUCAAGCUGGAACUUUGACAAUGUUGAAGGCGAGGGCAGCACUGAGCAGACGGAACCCGAAGAGCCGCCCAGAGACAAGGGCAAGGGUAGGGCAGUGACUGUAGAGGAUGUGGAGGACACCGAACAGUGA